Batrachochytrium dendrobatidis JAM81 is the source of this 1195-nucleotide messenger RNA. RefSeq lists its product as uncharacterized. Gene Ontology annotation, cellular component: membrane. Gene Ontology annotation, molecular function: serine-type endopeptidase activity. Bases 5 to 1195 code for a protein of 396 amino acids. The record is from RefSeq and is a predicted model, not a curated record. The transcript has 4 exons. Lineage: Eukaryota; Fungi; Chytridiomycota; Chytridiomycetes; Rhizophydiales.
CAAAAUGGCUGCUCACUCAGCAUUCAGGAUUGGACAUCGCUACUUGGUUCAUAUGGGUCUUGUAUCCCCAUUUCAAUCAUCAUUUCUGUGGACUAAAUCUACUCUCCAUUGUAUGUCGGGGUUGCCAUUGGCAGCAUCAUUUACUAGAUCUAGAUCGAUUGCUGCAACCAACAAGACCGCAUCACUAUCAACCAUGUCGAAUAGUGUAUUUGGAUCAAAGCAGAAUCAACUACCAAUAAAAACUACUAUCCAGUCAUCUGUAUUCACCAUGCUGGUCAAUAUAAAACGCACUAGUUAUCAUCCCAAUGGCAUCCAACUCUGUUCUUUCACAUCGAUUUUGGGAUUAAAAUCUUGCCGAUCCAUGUCAUCCAUUGCAUCAAUUCAUGCAUAUUUCCUUCCUAUCAAAGCAGCUAUUCAAAAAAGAGAUUGGCCGGUAUCUUUAUUCCGAUCCAACUUUCGCAACAAUACUCAGAGGGAACUGUCUAAUCAGAAUCGUGAUGUCUUUCAAUGGAUGGAAGAUUGGAAAAAAGUGUUUGCUAUUAUCCUUAUCAUCAACAUUGCUGUAUUGCUUAUGUGGAAUAGUGCGAGAUUCAUGGCUGUGAGCAUGAAUGAUGUAUCAAGUUUGAGAUGGAUGGUGGACCAUUUUACUGUAAGCGCUAAAGGACUUUUUCAAGAACACCGAUUGUGGACUGCUAUGACUUGCUGCUUUAGUCAUUCUGAUCUAUUACAUUUUGGCAUGAACAUGUUUGUACUGUAUUCUUUUAUUCAGCCUGUGGUUUUAUCACUUGGAGUUUCAACAUUUAUUGGAUUGUAUCUUGUAUCGGGUAUUGGAUCCUCUCUUGCAUCGGCACUUCAUAUUGCUUAUCGACAAUCUGUCCGAGAUCAAAAGCGUCGCGAUCAUCCUUAUUCCCAAUGGGCUGCUCCAACACCCAAUUACAACUCAAUGGGAGCUAGUGGGUGUAUUUCCGGACUUCUUUCAUACUUUGUUCUUAGAUAUCCAACAUCACAAAUUCUGUUGUUUUUUGUUCUGCCAAUGCCAGCAUGGGCUAUAGGUGGGGCUGCUGUAGCCUAUGAUAUAUAUAGAACAGCUACCGAUACAGGCGGACAGGUUGAUGGUGCUGGGCAUUUAGGUGGAGCACUUGUUGGCAUUCUGUGGUUUUUAGCAAGAGCUAGAUCAGGACGAGUCAGGUUUUAA